AUGGCCAACGAGGUCGCAGCCUCCUCCAGCAGCAGCGCCGACGACGCUGCGCUCCUGCACAAGAAGGCCAAGAAGCGCAUGUACGACCGGCGCCAGCAGAUGAAGAAGCGCGCCGAGCUCAGCCGGCUCCAAGCGCUCGUGACCGACCUCGAGGGCCAGUCCGAGAAGCUCCAGUACCUUCGGAAGGGCCUCCUGCCGUGGAAGGACGUGGCGAUCGCACUCAGCCGCGAGUCGAUGCUCGCGAUCGACGCCAACGUGAGCCUCAAGCAGAACAUCUGCCACUACGAGCGGCUCGCGGCCCACCUCUCGAAAUGGGUCUAUGACAUGACGGCCAUCAGCCGCGCACCGCCGUCGCUCGCGAUUGUGUGUCGCCAGACAUCGCUGCCCAUGCGCGAUGCGUCCCGCCACUUGGGCUUCGACUGGAUCACGCGGCAGCUCUUUUACAAUAUGCCCCGCUUCCUCGACGAGAGCAAGCUACCGGUCUCGCUCGAGCCGUACUUCUCGGUGGACAUUGCGCCUGUCGACGACACGUACCUCUUGACGAGCUACCACCAGCGCGUCGAGGACGUCACGCUACAAGAGAUGCGUGCGUACCUGCUCUCGUCCGUGCUGCACAUGCCCGGCUACGACCUGACGCUCGACGAGACCGACCACGAUAUGGUCUAUCGACGCUACCAGGUGCCAUACUGCAGCGGCCAAGCCCACUACUACGAAAACACACUCAUGCGCGAAUUCGUCGAAGAGAACCGUGUGACCAUGGUCGUCCAGACGGUCUCGGAAGAUGAAAAGUACCCCAAUCAAGACGUCCGGCGCGACUGGCUGCAAUGGUGCUACCCUAAUUCAAGUCGCGUGUUAUCUGACAGAAAAGGCGGUAGGGUCGUGGCCGAGCGCGUGAGUCCAACGCAAACCGUCAUGAAGCUCGGGACGGUCGCCACCGGCAUGCGCGAUGGCAACGGCUUCUUGCCCGUCGAGACUAUUUCGACAUUCCGGAACGAGCUCAUUGGCAUCUCGGACCCGAUCUUACGCGACGAUGUGUACCGCCGCUGCGUGCGUGAGCACGUGCACCGCAGCCACGCAGCCGACGUGGCCGAGUUCCAAGCCUUUCUGCGGCAGCACCGCUGUCGGUCGUUGCAGUAG
Messenger RNA from Saprolegnia parasitica CBS 223.65, 1137 nucleotides. RefSeq lists its product as hypothetical. The record is from RefSeq and is a predicted model, not a curated record. The transcript has 3 exons. NCBI's taxonomy places the organism in Eukaryota, Oomycota, Saprolegniomycetes, Saprolegniales, Saprolegniaceae. The coding region runs from base 1 to 1137 and encodes 378 amino acids.